Molecule: messenger RNA, 960 nt
Organism: Lodderomyces orthopsilosis Co 90-125
Lineage: Eukaryota; Fungi; Ascomycota; Pichiomycetes; Serinales; Debaryomycetaceae
Exons: 1
Coding region: 1-960 (319 amino acids)
Molecular function (GO): S-adenosylmethionine-dependent methyltransferase activity
Source: RefSeq, a predicted model, not a curated record
AUGUCAGCUUUUUCAAAGUCAAACUUCAAGACAUUAAAUUACAACUCGUUUCGUCCACAUUAUCCACCCUCUUUUUACAAGAUUUUGAGUCAAUACGUUCAAAAGGGGCAACGCCAACAUGAUUUGCCAAUAGCCAAGGCAAUUGAUUUGGGUUGCGGUACAGGCGUUGCUACUUACCCACUAUUGAAUUUUGUUCGUUUUGUAAUUGGAUUAGACUUGUCGCCCCCAAUGAUUGAUACCGCCAAUUCAUUAAUCACCCAACGAUUAAAAGAAAUGGGCAUUGAUCCCUCAGACUCAAGAAUAACGUUUAAAUUUGGGUCAGCUGAAAGUUUUGUCAAUGAUCAAAAUGGCGUCGAAGCUGAUUCAAUAGACUUGAUUACUGCUGCACAAUGUAUCCAUUGGUUUCAAGACUAUGACAGUUUUUUCCAAAGUAGUGCCAAAUUGUUAAAGUCUGGAGGUACAUUGGCAUAUUUUUACUAUAUCGAUCCAAUGAUUGUUGAUUUUUCAGGGCCAUCACAUAGUAAUAAAGAUGACAUUUUGGAAAAAGCCUAUGAGGUCUACUUGAAGUUUGCUUAUAAUGAUCCCAACUUGAUUGGGCCACACUGGGAACAGCCGGGAAGGAACAUUUUGAAACACUUUUGUGAAGAGGUAAACUCGCAUAUACCUCAGGAUUUAUUCACUGAUAUCACAAUCAACACUUACAAAGCUACAGCAAGGAGCUCUGGUGCUGAUGAUGCCAAAGAUUUGGACUUGAAGAAGUUGAAAAUUAAUUUGCAAGAGUACCUAGCUUACAUUGAAACGUAUAGUGGGUUCCAUAAUUACAGAGAAAAGACUGGAAAUGCUGAUUUGAUUAAAUCAGACUUUGUGAAGGAAUUGGUUGAUACAACAGGUUGGGAUUUGGAGAAGACAAAAGUUGAUUUGGUGUGGAACACGGGCUACACGUUUGCUAGAAAGAAGUAG